AUGAAUGGCAUGGCCAAUAUCAACCCUGCCGCCCGCAGCCACUUCACCUCUGCCAUCCCUGUGCCCCGCGCCACAGCCCACGGCAAGCUGCACGCCACGGCCCCUCCAAGCACCCUGGCACUCCCUGUCCCUGCAGGGGCUCUGUCCCCCCAGCCAGGGAAAGCGCUGGCCCCCAGCACCAAGAUCCUCAAGCCCAAAGGCAGCGGCAGAGCCCCCGGCCGCGAGCCAGCCAAGAGCAGGGAGGGUAGCCCCAGCAUCCCUUCCGGGGGGGGGCAGAGAGCUUCGUCGAGACCCCUGGUGCCUCCCAAGAAGUGGCCAGAGGUAGUGGGCAGUGGGAGGAGAGGAGCAGGCAGGGUCGGGGAGCCCACGGAGCAGCCCAAACCCACCCUGACACAGGGCAGGGGUGGAGGGCAUCCAGGGGGGUCCCUCAGCAAGGGCAGUUUGGUGACCACUGCAGAGGUAGAGGAUGAACCCCCUGGCAGCUCACAGGGUCGAGGCUCCAUGUUUGGGUCAGGGGCCAUCACCUUCUCCUCAGGCCCCCUGCACAGCCACCCUGUCACCGCCACCGUGGCACCCUUCCACUACCGGCUGCAGGAGGAUGAGGGAGCCAUGUCCACGGGUGACGAGGGCCCUGUGACUGCGGAGGGACCUGACCCCAAAGCUGGAUACCUGAGCCCCCAGGGUGCCACUGUGGGCUGGUGUGGGGACUGUGGCAAGCGGGACGAGGGGGGCUUCCCAAGCAGGGUGCUAGGGCCUGGCCCCCCCACGCUGGCUUCACCCAUUCCCCAGCCUGCACCCACCACGUCCCUGCCUGCAAAGGACUUCGGGGGCUGCGGGCAGCUCCGGGCACAGCGGCUGCUGGCUCGAUGCGGGGGCAGCUCCCGCGGCACCCACGGGGUACAGCCAACACGGCGCCUGCAGCUGCAGCCCUCGGCCCGGGAGUCCCACAUGGCCCCAGGUCCCACUUGGUCUGCGGUGCGCAGUUCCUCUGCUCCUGGGUCCCGCACGCCCCCGCUGCCCGGCAUGCCCCCUCUGUCCCGCGCGUUCCCGCUGUCCCUCACGUUCCCGCUGUCCCUCACUUUCCCGCUGUCCCUCACGUUCCCGCUGUCCCGCACGCUCCCGCUGUCCCUCACGUCCCCGCUAUCCCGCACGCUCCCGCUGUCCCUCACGCUCCCGCUGUCCCUCACGUUCCCGCUGUCCCGCACGUCCCCGCUAUCCCGCACGCUCCCGCUGUCCCGCACGUUCCCGCUGUCCCGCACGUUCCCGCUGUCCCGCACGCCCCCGGCUCCCGCGCGCUCUCGCUGCUCGUGCUCGGCUCUGCACGUCUCCGGGGUCGGCGCGCGCUCCCGCCUCGCCCCUGUCCCGCCGCCGGCGGAGCAGCGAGCAGCAACAGCAGCAGCAGCGCCCGGCGGGUUAAAUGGUUGCAGCGCGGGGAUGCUGGGGAGCAACCUCAAGAGUCUUCCCGACGUGGAGCUGGGCGAGGAGGAGCGCGGUUACCGGCGGGGCCCCGACGGCGGCGCGGUGAUGCCGAAGCGGGCGAAGUCAGCGGCGGCGGGGCCGCGGGGUGCGGAGCUGCGCGUCUUCAAGGCGAGCAGCGCGGAGGGGCGGCUGCCGGCCGGCACCAACCUGCGUAAGCAGAAGUCGCUCACCAACCUGGCCUUCCUCACCGACGCCGAGAAGAAGCGGCAGCUCUACGAGCCCCGCUGGAGCGACGACAUGGCCAAGGCGUCGCCAACGGGGGCGGCGGCUGGGGGCGGUGGCCGGGGCGGCGGCGGCCCCCGUGGCCGGGAGGCGCCCGCCAUGUCGCGGAGCUUGUCCCGCUCCGAGCACUCGCUGCUGUCGCCGCGCCCCUCCGGCCCCGCCAAGCCGCCGCCCGCCGGCAAGCCCAGCCGCAUUCCCCGCGGGCCCUACGCGGAGGUGAAGCCCCUCAGCAAGGCCCCCGAGGCUGGCGGGGGCGGCGGCGGCGGCGGCAAGUGCGACGAUGAACUGCUGGGCGGGAAGGGGCCGGCGGUGGCGGCGGGCGCCGAGGAGAAGCCCUACCUCAAGGUGGACCCCGAGCUGGUGGUGACGGUGCUGGGCGACCUGGAGCAGCUGCUCUUCAGCCAGAUGUUGGACCCUGAGUCCCAGAGGAAGAGGACAGUGCAGAAUGUGCUGGACCUUCGGCAGAACCUGGAGGAGACCAUGUCCAGCCUGAGGGGCUCUCAGGUGUCUCACAGCUCCCUGGAGAUGCCCUGCUACGACAGCGACGAGGCCAACGCCCGCAGCGUCUCCAGCCUGUCCAACCGCUCCUCGCCGCUGUCCUGGCGCUACGGCCAGGCCAGCCCCCGCCUGCAGGCGGGCGAUGCGCCCUCGCUGGGGGGCACCUGCCGCCCCGAGGGCACCCCCGGCUGGUAUGUACACGGUGAGCGGGCACACUACUCACACACCAUGCCCAUGCGCAGCCCCAGCAAGCUGAGCCACAUCUCCCGCCUGGAGCUGGUCGAGGCGCUGGACUCGGACGACGUGGAGCUGAAGUCAGGGUACAUGAGCGACAGCGACCUGAUGGGCAAGACCCUGACUGAGGACGAGGAUAUCACCACGGGCUGGGAUGAGAGCAGCUCCAUCAGCAGUGGCCUCAGUGAUGCCUCUGACAACCUCAGCUCGGAGGAGUUCAACGCCAGCUCCUCGCUCAACUCCCUGCCCUCCACCCCCACCGCCUCACGCCGCAACUCAGCCAUAGCGCUGCGCACGGACUCGGAGAAGCGCUCGCUGGUGGAGAGUGGCCUGAGCUGGUACUGUGAGGGUGAGGAGAAGGUGCCCAAGAAGCUGGACUACGACAGCAGCAGCCUCAAGAUGGAGCACAGCUCCUCCAAGUGGCGGCGGGAGCCCUCAGACGGCAGUGAAGAGGGUACCAAGGGUGGUGAGCUGAAGAAGCCUGUCAGCCUGGGCACCCCGGGCUCCCUCAAGAAGGGCAAGACCCCUCCAGUGGCCGUGACCUCCCCCAUCACCCAUACGGCUCAGAGCACCCUCAAAGUGGCAGGCAAGCCUGAGACCAAAGCCACCGACAAGAGCAAGCUGUCUGUGAAGGGCACAGGCCUGCAGCGCUCCUCCUCCGACGCCGGCCGGGACCGUGCUGCCGACGCCAAGAAGCCUCCCUCAGGGCUCACGCGGCCCUCGGCCUCCGGCUCCUUCGGCUACAAGAAGCCAGCUCCUGCCACCGGCACAGCCACCGUCAUGCAGGCCGGGGGCUCAGCCACGCUCGGCAAGGGGCAGAAGAGCUCCGGUAUCCCUGUCAAGCCAGUGAGCGGCAGGAAAACCAGCCUGGACGUCUCCAACGCGCCCGAGCCUGGCUUCCUGGCCCCGGGGGCUCGCUCCAACAUCCAGUACCGCAGCCUGCCCCGGCCGGCCAAGUCCAGCUCCAUGAGCGUGACCGGGGGCCGCGGCACCGCCCGGCCGGUCAGCAGCAGCAUCGACCCCAGCCUGCUGAGUGCCAAGCAGGGCAGCGUCUCGGUGUCGCGCCUCAAGGAGCCGACCAAGAUCGGUGCCGGCCGUGGCGUGCCGGCCCCGGUGAACCAGACCGACCGCGAGAAGGAGAAGGCCAAGGCCAAGGCGGUGGCGCUGGACUCGGAAUGUGGGACGAUGAAGAGUGUCAGCUCCCCUGAGAGCACCCCCAAAGCCCAGGCCAACCUCCCGCCAGCGGCCAAGGUGGCUGAGCUGCCCCCAACACCUCUCAGAGCGGCUGCCAAGACCUAUGUGAAACCUCCCUCCUUGGCCAACUUGGACAAGGUCAACUCCAACAGCCUGGACUUGCCUUCCUCCAGCGAGCUGCACACCCCCCACACUGCCAAGCUCCAGGACCUGCACCCAACAGGCGGGCACCUUGCACCCUGCUUCAGCCCCAGUCCUGCCCCCAUCCUCAACAUCAACUCGGCCAGCUUCUCCCAGGGCCUGGAGCUCAUGGGUGGCUUUAGUGUCCCCAAGGAGGGCAGGAUGUACCCCAAGCUCUCAGGCCUACACCGCAGUAUGGAGUCCUUGCAGAUGCCCAUGAGCCUGCCCAGUGCCUUUUCAGGGGGCAGCACCACCACCCCCACCCCUGCUGCUGCACCCCCAGCCAGCACAGAGGAAGAAGAGGAAGAGGCAGGGGAGCUGGGCUGGAGUGGGAGCCCCCGGCUCUCACAUCUGGACAGUGCCAACCGUGACAGGAACACGUUGCCCAAGAAAGGGUUGAGGUACCAGCUCCACUCCCAGGAGGAGGCCAAGGAGCGGCGCCAUUCCCAUGCCAUUGGCAGUGGGCUCCCCGAGUCGGAUGACCAGACGGAGCUGCCCUCGCCCCCUGCCCUCCCCAUGGCGCUGGUUGGGAAGGGUCCACUCACCAGCAUUGUGAGCCCCACUUCCAGCACAGCCCCGCGGAUCACCCGCUCCAACAGCAUCCCCACCCACGACUCCACCUUCGAGCUGUACAGCACAUCCCAGAUGGGCAGCACCCUCUCCCUGGCCGACAAGUCCAAGGGCAUGAUCCGCUCGGGCUCCUUCCGGGACCCUGUGGACGAUGUUCACGGAUCAGUGCUGUCCCUGGCCUCCAGCGCCUCCUCCACCUACUCCUCUGCUGAGGAGAAGAUGCAGUCUGAGCAAAUCCGCAAGCUGCGCCGUGAGCUGGAGUCCUCGCAGGAGAAGGUGGCGACCCUGACCUCCCAGCUGUCUGCCAAUGCCAACCUGGUAGCAGCUUUUGAGCAGAGCCUGGUCAGCAUGACGUCCCGCCUGCGGCACCUGGCCGAGACUGCUGAGGAGAAGGACACAGAGCUGCUGGACCUGCGAGAGACCAUUGACUUCUUGAAGAAGAAGAACUCUGAGGCCCAAGCUGUCAUCCAGGGUGCCCUGAAUGGCACUGAAGUCACCCCCAAAGAGCUGCGCAUCAAGCGGCAGAACUCCUCAGACAGCAUCUCCAGCCUGAACAGCGUCACCAGCCACUCCAGCAUCGGCAGCAGCAAGGACGCCGACGCCAAGAAGAAAAAGAAGAAGAGCUGGGUGUAUGAGCUACGCAGCUCCUUCAACAAGGCCUUCAGCAUCAAGAAGGGACCCAAAUCAGCCUCGUCCUAUUCGGACAUCGAGGAGAUCGCCACGCCGGACUCGUCAGCCCCCUCCUCCCCCAAGCUGCAGCAUGGCUCCACGGAGACUGCCUCGCCCUCCAUCAAAUCCUCCACGUCCUCCUCCGUGGGCAUCGACACCACUGAGUAUGUGAUGCCAGGGCAGACUUGAUCUCUCCCUUGGCCCAGGCUCUUCCAGGCCCACACUGAGGGCGAGCCAGAGAAGAAGGAGGUGUCGGAGCUGCGGUCAGAGCUGUGGGAGAAGGAGAUGAAGCUGACAGACAUCCGGCUGGAGGCCCUCAACUCGGCUCACCAGCUGGAGCAGCUGCGGGAGACCAUGCACAACAUGCAGCUGGAGGUGGAUCUCUUGAAGGCUGAGAACGAUCGGCUGAAGGUGGCUCCAGGGCCCUCAGCGGUGCCAGGCUCUGUGCCUGGCCACAUCAUGAGCACAUCAGCCUCCUCUUCCCCCCGGCGCUCCCUGGCUCUCACCCUUGGCCAUGCCUUCAGCCCCAGCCUGGGGGAUGCAGAUGUGUCCCCCAUGGAUGCUGUCAGUUCUGGCAGCCAGAAGGAUGAGCUGACACUGCGGAUCGUGGUGCGCAUGCCCCCGCAGCACAUCAUCAAGGGGGACCUCAAGCAGCAGGAAUUUUUCCUGGGCUGGACCAAGGUGAGCGGGAAAGUGGACUGGAAGAUGCUGGAUGAGGCUGUCUGCCAGGUCUUCAAGGAUUACAUCACCAAGAUGGAUCCUGCUUCCACGCUGGGGCUCAGCACUGAGUCUGUCUAUGGCUACAGCAUCAGCCACAUCAAACGAGUGCUGGACACAGAGCCCCCAGAGCUGCCCCUGUGCCGCCGGGGCCUGACCAGCAUCGUUGUGACGCUCAAAGGCUUGAAGGAGAAGUGCGUGGACAGCCUGGUGUUCGAGACGCUCAUCCCCAAGCCCAUGAUGCAGCACUACAUCAGCCUGCUGCUGAAGCACCGCCGGCUCAUCCUCUCGGGCCCCAGUGGCACCGGCAAGACCUACCUGACCAACCGCCUGGCGGAGUACCUGGUGGAGCGCUCGGGCAGGGACGUCACCGAGGGCAUCGUCAGCACCUUCAACAUGCACCAACAGUCCUGCAAGGACCUGCAGCUGUACCUCUCCAACCUGGCCAACCAGAUCGACCGGGAGACCGGCACGGCGGAUGUGCCCCUGGUGAUCCUCCUGGAUGACCUCAGCGAGGCAGGUUCCAUCAGCGAGCUGGUCAAUGGUGCACUCACCUGCAAGUACCACAAAUGCCCCUACAUCAUUGGAACCACCAACCAACCUGUGAAGAUGACCCCAAACCAUGGUCUCCAUCUCAGCUUCAGGAUGCUGACCUUCUCCAACAACGUGGAGCCGGCCAACGGCUUCCUGGUGCGCUACCUGCGGCGGAAGCUGCUGGAGUCAGACACAGACAUCAAUGCCAACAAGGAGGAGCUGCUGCGUGUGCUGGACUGGGUGCCCAAGCUCUGGUACCACUUGCACACCUUCCUGGAGAAACACAGCACCUCUGACUUCCUCAUCGGUCCCUGCUUCUUCCUGUCCUGUCCCAUUGGCAUCGAGGAUUUCCGGACCUGGUUCAUCGACCUGUGGAACAACUCCAUCAUCCCUUACUUGCAGGAGGGGGCAAAGGAUGGCCUCAAGGUCCAUGGGCAGAAGGCAGCCUGGGAGGACCCUGUGGAGUGGGUGCGGGACACCCUGCCCUGGCCAUCAGCACAGCAGGACCAGUCCAAGCUGUACCACCUGCCCCCACCCACCGUCGGCCCCCACAGCACCGUGUCCCCCCCCGAGGAGCGCAGUGCCAAGGACACCACACCCAGCUCCCUGGACGCAGACCCUCUGAUGGCCAUGCUGCUGAAGCUCCAAGAAGCUGCCAACUACAUCGAGUCUCCAGACCGUGAGACCAUGGUGGAUCCUGACCUGCAGUCGACUCUCUGA
Messenger RNA from Indicator indicator, 7017 nucleotides. It is a transcript of the gene NAV1, whose product is annotated as neuron navigator 1. NCBI's taxonomy places the organism in Eukaryota, Metazoa, Chordata, Aves, Piciformes, Indicatoridae. Gene Ontology annotation, biological process: neurogenesis; nervous system development; neuron migration. The transcript has 35 exons. Gene Ontology annotation, cellular component: microtubule cytoskeleton; axon initial segment. Gene Ontology annotation, molecular function: ATP hydrolysis activity. The record is from RefSeq and is a predicted model, not a curated record.